This is a messenger RNA of Seriola dumerili (greater amberjack), 5281 nucleotides long. Its product is annotated as interferon-induced very large GTPase 1-like. Gene Ontology annotation, molecular function: GTP binding. Lineage: Eukaryota; Metazoa; Chordata; Actinopteri; Carangiformes; Carangidae. The record is from RefSeq and is a predicted model, not a curated record.
ACACAGUGUGACUCAGUUAAUGAUGGAAAACACUCAGAGAAGAAGAAUGACAACACAGCGAGAGGAGGAGAGUCUGAAAUCAAGACUGUUACAUCUGCAACAUGCACCUCAGAUGUGGAUAUGAGUGGAAACAAGGAUAAGCAAUCAGUGGAGAUUUCUGAAGAGAAGAAUAGAAACAUGGAGUAUCAAAGAGAUCUUGAAACACUGCUUCACAGACUUCACCUUCAAGACAAACAGAAGUUGUCUCCAGCAGAUUUUCUUAAAAUAGUUCCACCAGUGAAACAGGACCAUGAAACAUCUGAGGAAGAUCUAGCUCAAACCUUUCUUCAGAGGUUGAUGAUGUUAGAUUACAGAGCCAGAUAUAUUCCUGUAAGACAAGACAGAGCUGAGGUGAGCCACUCAAAUCCUAUUGCAGAGUCUGAAACUGUUGAGAUAGACGACAGUGACUUAGAUGCUUUUUUGGAUACAGACGUUGACUGUGAUCAAUCAAAACAGACUCAUGUUCAUCCGAUGGACGUUCAAAUGACAGUAUUUCACUGCUCAGACAGCUUCCUUAAGCAGAACAUGAUGACAAAGCUGUCACAGUGUCAGUACGCCUUACCUUUGCUUGUUCCUGACCCAGUCACACUGGAUGUUGAGUUUCCUCUGUGGACAUUCAGACAAAUAAGAAAAACCUGGAAGACAACUCAAAUCAAGGGUGAUUCAAACAUUGUCACCAUGAAGAGUUCCCCCAUCUGCAAAGCUGAGACACCCAUGGUGUCAUUUUUCCGCCUGGGUUCACUGUCAGUGUCUAAAUCUCAGCUGAUGAACACUUUGAUCAACGAGCGUCACAACACCUUCUUCCACAGAAACUGCCCAGGUAGCACCAGAUCUCGCCUUUUGAUGGAUGGUGUGGCAGAGAUUGCCUGGUACUGUCCUGCUGGAAAACCCAACGAUGCCUUCACUGACUGCACUGCCUUCUGUAAUCUUCAUGGUGAUGCUCUGGUUCGAUUUGAAAAACAACGUAAGAUACUGACUGAAAAAUCUUCAGUCAAUGUUGUUCUGUUACCAACUCUGAAAAAAGGUGACAAACGUUGGGCUGUUUUCUCAGAUCUUGUGAAGUCUCCAAAGCCUCUGAUUUUAGAUGAGCUGGAAGAAAGUUCAGCUCAAACCAAGGAACCUGUGGAGGCUGAACAUCCAGAGCAGGAAUACGAUACAACCAAAGGACGUGGACCACAAAACCCACAAGACAGAAAAGACGGCACCUCAGUGUUCAACAGUCCAAACAGGAAAACCAAACUCAAAAUCGAGGGGUCAGACUCCAACUCGGAAGUCCAUCAAUCACCCAUGACAGGCUGGCUGCAGACCUGGAAGGUACUGAUGAUAUCAGGACACCCCAUGGAGCUGAUGGAUGGUGAUGCAGGUCAUGUGCCUUUGACAUGGAUCUCUAGUCUUUUAGAGGAAGUCAUCAAGAGACUGGGUGACCAGAGAGUGUUUGUGUUGUCAGUUUUGGGCUUACAAAGCAGUGGAAAAUCAACAAUGCUGAAUGCCAUGUUUGGGUUGCAGUUUGCAGUGAGUGCUGGCAGAUGCACCAAGGGUGCCUUCAUGCAGCUGAUCAAAGUGUCAGAGGAGAUGAAGAGAGACUUUAAGUUUGACUUUGUGCUGGUGGUGGACACUGAAGGACUGCGUGCUCUUGAAUUAGCAGGUAGCGCCGCUCUUAACCACGACAAUGAACUGGCAACAUUUGUUGUUGGUCUGGGAAACAUGACAUUGAUCAACAUCUUUGGAGAGAAUCCAGCUGAGAUGCAAGAUGUUCUGCAGAUUGUUGUUCAGGCUUUCAUGAGGAUGAAGAAAGUCAAACUUUCUCCAAGUUGUGUGUUUGUUCACCAGAAUGUGACAGAUAUUUCAGCUGCAGAGAAAAACAUGGAGGGAAAGAGACGCCUGCAAGAAAAACUGGACCAGAUGACCCAACUAGCUGCCAAAGAGGAGGUUUGUGAUGCAGAGUGUUUCAGUGACAUCAUUGCAUUUGAUGUGCAAAAAGAUGUGAAAUACUUUGCCCAGCUUUGGGAGGGAAGUCCACCUAUGGCUCCUCCAAAUCCAGGUUAUAGUGAGAGCAUCCAAGAGCUGAAGAACUUCAUCCUCUCUAAAGCUUCACAGUCUGAUGUGAUUACUCUGUCUCAGUUCAAAAGCAAAAUUCAUGACCUGUGGGAAGCCCUGUUGAAUGAAAACUUUGUUUUCAGUUUCAAAAACACACUUGAAAUUAAAGUGUACAGAAACCUUGAGGUUCAGUACGGGAACUGGACCUGGGCUCUGAGGAGCAACAUGUUGACCAUUGAAAACCUGCUUCAUACCAAAAUUGCAAAUGGAAAACUUGACAAGGUUGAGUUCAGUUAUCUUUCUAAAGAAAUGAGCAAAACAUAUGGAGAAAUCCAAAAAGAAAUGUCAAAGCACUUUGAUGAUGACAGAGACAAAGAAAUGUUGGUUCAGUGGCGAGGCACAUUUGAAAAAAAAAUCAAGGAGUUUCAUGAUGAACAGGUGAGAGGAGUGAAAAGAAAACUGGAUGAAGUUAUCCAGCAGAAGACGGCUUGUAAAAAGCUUGAUGAUCAAAAGACAGAGUUUGAGAACAAGCUGCUACAGAAGAGCAAAGAGCUCGCUCGUCAGUUAAAAGACAAGACACAAGAUGAAGAGGAACUUAAACAGCAGUUUGACUUUGUUUGGAGAGACUGGGUGAGAGAACUAACUGCAGAUACAAAACCUAUUGAAGACAUCAACUUGGAGGAAGAUCAGUCAACUAUCCUUCAUGAGCUUGGUUUUGAAUGGGAUCUUAUUGAUAAAUCCAAAAAAAGUGGCAGAUACAAAAAUAUAUCAGUGGCUGGUGAUUACUCUCAUUAUGUGACACUCACCAAGUAUCAGGAGCUUUGUGACGAAAGCCAACAGCCUCAAGAGAGGGAAGGGGACAAAAGAGAAAAGGGGCUAUUUGGACAAUUUGUUGACUCUGUUUCAGAAAAAACUAUAAAAGUAUUAAGAUACUUUAAGGGGACUUUUCAGCAUGAAGAUCAACAACUGAUCAGAUCCCUGAUUGAUAAUCUUGAAAAACAGUCACUUGAUACAAUCAAGAACAAACCUCUAGCUACAAGAGGCUACAGUUCAACUUAUUUGCAAGAAGUUGCCAAAAAUGUCAAAGAGAAAGUGACAGAAUUUGAAUCAGGGAGGAAAUUUGCUCUGAAGAGGGAGUUUACAGUUGAACUCUCACUGUAUGUGUUUGACAGAGCAGGGACUUGGCUUUCAGAGUCCCACGAGAAAUUCAAGAAGAAGAAUGAUGCGCGUACUCAUUUAGAAAGCAAAAAGGAUCAAUAUUACAACAUUUUCAGAAGCUUCUGUAAAGGAAACUCUUCUGCUGUUGUACUCGGAGAACUGAUCUGUGAAAAACUGAAGGUUUCCACUGUUGAGGCUGUCUGUAACCAGACUGCCAUUGCUCUAGCUGGAGAGAUGAAGUGCAGUUUCCCAGCAUUCAGUGGGAACAGACUGAACCUGGAGAAACAUGUGUUGAAGUCACUGGCAGAGAAAGAAGACUUCAGUGGUUUCAUUGACUACAUCCAUCAACCAAGAAAACAUGUGGAGAGGUUUAUAAAAGAGGAAGUACAGAAAUACAUCUUCACAUCACACAAAGAUAAAGCUCGGGAUAUACUCAAGAAAAAUGUUGAAGACAUCAAGCAACAUGUGAGUCGGGCUUUAUUUACUGCAACAGAGAAAGUCAAAACCCAGACAGGAGACACAGACAUGUGGCUGGAGGAAUUUACCAGUUUUCUGAGAGAUGAUCUGACAUUUGAUUCCAUUCGUCCUGAAAACUUCAGAGACAUAAACAGUUUUGACUUUCUUAAAGAAGAGAUAGAGAAAAGCCUUGAACCCAUCAUGAAGGAGAUGAACAACCUCUCACUGAAUAAGAUGAAUGAGUUCAGACUGAAGCCUGAUCAGAUCCUCAUCGAUCAGCUGUGCAAGUGCUGCUGGGUAAAGUGUCCAUUCUGUGCAGCUGUUUGCACCAACACCAUUGAAGAUCACAGUCCUGAUGACCACAGUGUCCCUUUUCAUCGAUCCACUGCAGUCAAUGGUGUACACUAUAAAGACACAGAUAUACUCUCUGUUGAAUUCUGCACAACAAAUGUUGCAAGUGAUGGAAAAUUUUACCCCGAUUCACAUUCAGAUAAGCUCAUUCCAUUUAAACAGUACCGAACUGCUGGACCAAGGUUUGCUGACUGGAGAAUUACCCCUGAUGAGUCCAAACUGACAUACUGGAAAUGGUUUGUGUGUCGAUUUCAAAAACAACUGGAAGACCACUAUAAAUUAAAAUUCAAGGGUGAAGGAGAAAUUCCCAGAGAUUGGAGAAACUACAAUGAAAAAGAAGCGAUUAAAAGUCUGGAUGAAAUGUACAAACUGUGAGUUAACAACACAACUACUCAGCUGAAAAUGAUGACACUUGUUUUCAUGUGACUAUUCAUGAAUCAAACUCCUAUAAAAUACAGAAGAAUAAUAGGAAUUUGGAGAAUAAGUGACGCAUAAAAACUACAAAGUUUAUAAGUGUGAAUUUCUUGAUAAGAAAAAAGUUCAAAUGAACGUAAAGCAGAACACAAUGUUUUUUUAUUUGUUUGUUUUUGAAGAGACAAAGAGAAAUUAUGAAUGUGAUGCAUGUAUUGAUGAAUAUUUUGAAGUUUUAUUAAAUGAAAAUACAUGAAAUCUGAACUUCUGAAGCUCAGUGAUCAUAGAAAGAUGAGUGAGAAGGUUGAUGAGAGACAUGUUGUCAGAUGAUCGACUUCUUACAACAAAGAAUGGAGGGUAUAUUUCUUUAACCUGUGUAAUUCAUUUCUAAAACUUCUAUCUGAAAAUCCUGUUAAACAAGUUUUCAUUUAUUAAACUGAUCAUUCAGUGACGACACAAAAACACCUGUUGACUUUAACCUUUCAUGUUAUUAAUGAGUAUAAUAAAAAUAACUACAUCACAUCUAUUGAAAGACCAUGUUUCUUUUUUGUUUCUCAAAUGACAAAGUUUUAAUUUCCACCUUUGAGACCUGACAUCUGUUUGUAGAAGACUCCACCAGUUGUAUCUGAUCCAUGGUUCAUAGUAAAGACUUCUUCCUAACUGUUUCUAUUUGAUAAGACUUGAAAGUCACCUUAUGUCUAUUUGACCGUCAACCUGAUAAGAAAAUCACACAUGGCUCUUAAGCUUUCUGCUAUGUUGUCUGCACAUAGGUGUCACGCUUCUGUUCUCUGACUGAUCAUUUUUCUAUCCCAGUUUCCCAGCAUGUUUG